Closterium sp. NIES-65 is the source of this 6321-nucleotide messenger RNA. The record is from the annotation of a GenBank genome assembly. Lineage: Eukaryota; Viridiplantae; Streptophyta; Zygnematophyceae; Desmidiales; Closteriaceae.
AUGUACGGGGGAGGCGAUGAGGAGGAGUACGAGCGGGAGCGGGAGGAGGAGGAGAUUACGCAGGAGGACGCGUGGGCGGUGAUCAGCGCGUACUUCGAGGAGAAGGGGCUGGUGCGGCAGCAGCUGGACUCGUUCAACGAGUUCAUUCAGGACACGAUGCAGAGCAUUGUGGACGAGUCCGCGGAGAUCGAGGUCCGCCCGCAAGCGCAGCAUCUGCCUGGCCGACCCAUGGACAACACGGAUAUGACGUGCAAGGUGACGUUUGGGCAGAUCUACCUCUCCAAGCCAACAAUGACGGAGCCGGACGGCGAGACCAACACGCUGUUCCCCAAGGCGGCGCGCCUGCGCAACCUCACGUACGCCGCGCCUCUCUACGUGGACAUUACCAAGACCAUCACCACGCGCGGGGAGGACGGCGAGGAGGAGGUCAGCACGGAGCAAGCCGACAAAGUCUUCAUCGGAAAAAUCCCGAUCAUGCUGAGAUCGAAUUACUGCACGUUACAUAAUGCCACGGAUAAGGAGCUGACGGAGCUGGGGGAGUGCCCGUACGACCAGGGCGGGUAUUUUGUGAUUAACGGGAGCGAGAAGGUGCUGAUCGCGCAGGAGAAGAUGGCGAGCAACCACGUGUAUGUGUUUCAGAAGCGGCAGCCGAACAAGUACGCGUACGUGGCGGAGGUGAGGAGCAUGGCGGAGAGGCAGAACCGCCCGCCCAGCUCCUGCUUCAUCCGCAUGCUCUCCCGUUCUUCUACCAAAUCGGGAUCGUCAGGGCAGGUGAUUCGAGCGACCCUCCCGUACAUCAAGGCGGAGAUCCCGAUCAUCGUGGUGUUCCGCGCGCUGGGGUUCGUGGCGGAUAAAGACAUCAUGGAGCAUGUGUGCUACGACUUCACUGACACUGCCAUGAUGGAGCUGCUCAGGCCAUCGCUAGAAGAGGCCUUCGUGAUUCAAAACCAGCAGGUGGCUCUGGAUUACAUUGGCAAGCGAGGCGUGCCAGUGGGUGCGCCACGCGAGCGAAGAAUAAAGUACGCCAAGGAUAUUCUCCAGAGGGAGUUCUUGCCCCACGUGGGUGUGGGCGAGUUUUGUGAAACCAAAAAGGCCUAUUUCUUUGGGUACAUGAUUCACCGGCUGCUGCUGUGUGCGCUGGGGCGGCGCAACGAGGACGACAGGGAUCACUACGGCAACAAGCGCCUCGACCUUGCCGGGCCGCUGCUCGCAGGGCUCUUCCGCCAGCUGUUCCGCAAGCUCACCAAGGAUGUGCAAGGGUACCUGCAGCGGUGCAUGGAUCACGGCAAGGAGAUCAACCUGUCGUAUGCAGUGAAGGCGAAGAUCAUUACAGGCGGGCUUAAGUACUCGGUGGCCACGGGUAACUGGGGGCAGGCCAACCAGGCCGGCACCAAGGCGGGGGUGUCACAGGUGCUGAAUCGUCUGGCCUACGCGUCCUCCCUGUCCCAUCUGCGCCGCCUCAACUCGCCCAUCGGUCGCGACGGCAAGCUGGCGAAGCCGAGGCAGCUGCACAACUCGCUGUGGGGCAUGAUGUGCCCCGCUGAGACCCCCGAGGGGCAGGCCGUGGGGCUGGUGAAGAACCUGGCGCUCAUGACGUACAUCACUGUAGGCAGCAACGCCGCUCCCAUCCUGGAGUUUCUGGAAGAGUGGCUCACUGAGAAUCUCGAGGAGAUCUCCCCAGCGCUCAUCCCGCAGGCCACCAAGGUGUUUGUCAACGGCUGCUGGGUGGGCGUCCAUCGCGACCCGGAUGAGCUCGUGCGCACGCUGAGACAGCUCCGGAGACAGCUGGAUGUGAACUCGGAAGUGAGUGUGGUGCGUGACAUCCGUCUCAGAGAGUUACGGCUCUACACGGAUUACGGGCGGUGCUCCCGCCCGCUUUUUAUCGUGGAGAAGCAGCGGCUGCUGAUCAAGAAGCGUGAUGUGCUGGCGCUGCAGCAGGAGGGGUCAGGCAUCGGGUGGAACGAGCUGGUGGAGAAGGGGUUUAUCGAAUACGUGGAUACCAUGGAGGAGGAGACUACCAUGAUCUCCAUGACCAUCCAUGACGUGACAGCGGCACGGCUGAACCCCACGGAGGCCUACAGCGACACAUACACACACUGCGAGAUCCACCCCUCGCUCAUCCUCGGCGUCUGCGCCUCCAUCAUCCCCUUCCCCGACCACAACCAGUCCCCCAGGAACACGUAUCAGUCGGCGAUGGGGAAGCAGGCGAUGGGCAUGUAUGUGACCAACUACCAGUCGCGCAUGGACACCGUUGCCUACGUCCUCUACUACCCCCAGAAGCCCCUCGCCACCACGCGCGCCAUGGAACACCUCCACUUCCGCGAGCUGCCUGCUGGGAUUAACGCCAUAGUGUCGAUCCUGUCGUACUCGGGCUACAACCAGGAGGACUCGGUCAUCAUGAACCAGUCGUCCAUCGACCGCGGCUUCCACCGCUCCAUCGUCUUCAAGUCCUACAGGGACGAGGAGAAGAAGAGUGGAAGCAUGGUGAACGAGGAGUUUGAGCGUCCCAACCGAGAAAUCACCAUGGGCAUGCGGCACGGGUCAUAUGACAAGCUGGACGAUGAUGGCAUCAUCCCUCCGGGCUCGCGAGUGGCAGCAGAGGAUGUGAUCAUCGGCAAGACAAUGCCCAUUCCUCCGGAUGAGACGGGCGGUGUGGCUCAGCGGUUCAGCAAGCGCGACAUGAGCACUUGCCUCAAGCACAGCGAGACAGGCGUGAUCGACCAGGUGGUUCUCACAACCAACAACGAUGGGCUCCGCUUUGUCAAGAUUCGCGUGCGCUCGAUCCGAGUCCCCCAGAUCGGCGACAAGUUUGCGUCGCGGCACGGGCAGAAGGGCACGAUCGGCAUGACGUACACGCAGGAGGACAUGCCGUUCAGCUGUGAGGGCAUCUCGCCGGAUAUCAUCGUCAACCCGCACGCCAUCCCGUCCCGCAUGACCAUCGGGCAUCUCAUUGAAUGUUUGAUGAGCAAAGUCGCUGCUCACAUGGGCAAGGAGGGGGAUGCCACACCCUUCACUGACGUCACGGUGGACAAUCUGAGCCGCACGUUGCACAAGUGUGGGUACCAGAUGCGGGGAUUCGAGCGCAUGUACAACGGCCACACGGGGCGGCCGCUGCAGGCCAUGAUCUUCCUGGGCCCCACCUACUACCAGCGCCUCAAGCAUAUGGUGGACGAUAAGAUCCAUUCCCGAGGGAGAGGGCCCGUGCAGAUUCUGACUCGGCAGCCAGCAGAGGGUCGGUCGAGAGACGGUGGGCUGCGGUUCGGAGAGAUGGAGCGGGAUUGCAUGAUUGCGCACGGCGCUGCGGCGUUCCUCAAGGAGAGGCUGUUUGACCACAGCGAUGCGUACCGCGUGCACGUGUGCGAGUUCUGCGGUCUCAUUGCGAUCGCGAACCUCAAGAAGGGGCUGCUGGAGUGCCGCGGAUGCAAGAACAAGACGGACAUUGUCCAGGUCCACAUGCCAUAUGCAUGCAAGCUGUUCCAUGGCGGCUGCGCGGCUAUCAAUGGCGCCUCGUACCUUUCCCGUCUAUACACGGGCGCUUAUGAGCUGGAGCUGGCGCCCUCCUGUGCGAAGGACAGCUCCGAUGACAACGCCACUGUCGCGUCUGACAGUAACGAGCAUGACAGCACGAAGAACAACCCCUCUACUAACGCGUCAGAGUCCGAUGGCGGCUCAAAUCAUACAUCAACGUCCACCGGCAGUGAUGCGGUUCGAAACCACAGGGACCAGGGGCAUACGUCGAAUGCGGCCGGAUCGGGAAAAGGCACAAGCGAACGAGUUGACGGCGAGGGAAAGGGGGAGCUGGUGGGGAACGACGCUAAUGCUGAGAAGAAUAAGGACACGUGUCAUGAGAGCAGUCGGCGUGACGGGCGCGAGGAGCGAAACGAGAAGGACAAAAGGAAGGAGAAUAACGAGAAGAGUGAUGGAGACGAGAGUGAAAAGAAGGAGACGAGAGGAAAGAGCGACAACGGGAACACACAUGAGCAGAGUCACCGUGAACGCGAGGAGGCCGGCAAUGUCGGAACGGCAGAAAAGGGAGGGAAUGGGGACGAGAUUAAAACCGCGGAACGUUCUCACGGCGGCGAUUCGUCGAGGGCGGGAGAAGAUCACACGAAGUGUAACGACUCUACCGAGGGGGAGUCGUCAACCAGCGGCAGCAGCGGAAGCGGGACUGAUGUUUCGCUUGCGGAUCGGCUGGGCGGCAGUGAGAAACUUCCGUCGUCGCUCGCUGCGUUACUAGCUGACGCGCUUAUACGACUGACUGCGACUGCUCAAAUCCAAAUCAACGGCCAAGGGCUGGACCUCGGACGCCGGGCCGGACGGCAAGGCUCGUCAUCAAACCCCAUUUCCAGGUCUGGGCAUCCGGCUCGGAGAAGCGACCAAGUCCUCGCGAAUCCGCUAAUGGCGGUGAAUCUGUACGUGUUCAACAAGCCGAUUGAAAUCUCGGCCGUCCAUUCGUUCGAGAACAAGGGCAGCGUAUCGCUGCAGACGCAGCUCGCUCUUACGACGGCGCUGGCGCGAGACAACGCCACGGUGACGCAAGACCACCCGCAAUUUCAGGAGAGCGGGUUGGGGAACGCCCAGACUCAACAUGGCCGACCUCCGACCUUCCAACAAAUGACUUCUCGCGUGAAGCACGCUCAAACAACACGACGAAUUCCUAACGCUGCUGCCGGAGUCGUUCCGCUGCUGUUAGUGCUCGUCGCCACUGUUCCAGCGGGAUCCGCGGGAGCUCGUUCGGAACCUUCUAAUGGCCUCCCGUCGACCGCGCUGGGUGGACUGCGAGGCGACGUCGACAACUUGCAAGGACCUCUUAAGGACGUCGGACACGAACUGUUUGGCACGAGUGGUCUGAUUGGCCAAGAAGUACUCAUUAAAGCAGUCGAUCAAGACGAAAUCCUUCACGCUGCGAGCAGCGCAGCACAGGGUGGUCUAACUGGUGAUGCUCGCGGCGCUGCAGUUAGGGAUGCGCAGGGUGCUGCAAUUACUGGGGAUGCUCAGGGUUUUGCAACAGACGCAGCGCCUCUUGAUGCUGAACAGCAUCGUGUCGCAAGCAGCGCAGCACUGGGUGCUGCAAGUGAUCACCGAGAGCUUGCUGAGGCCCACGAGCUCUUGGGUGACCCGCCUAAGGUCCACGCUGGCAGCAGCCCAGUCAACGUCAGCAGGAGCAACCGGAGGAAGCUAGCGGUGGUGGCAGCGGUGGAUGAGGAGACGCGGAAGGGCAUGGAGGCAUGGAUGCAGGACGAGGUGAAACGCGCUGUGAGCCGUGGCUUGAAGCAGCUCCGGCAGAAGCUUCUGGAAGAUGUGGACAAGCGAGUGCGCAAGCUGCAGCAAGGGAGCCAUUGUGGAGGGAAGAAGAGAAGCGGCUUAAGAGGGAAAGGGGGCAGCAACUGCAAAAAAAGUUCCAAGUGUGGGAAAUCCCACAAGAGCAAGAAAUCGAAGGAGCACUACAGUGAUUCUUGGCUAUGGAACCCUUCGUUACUGUCACACAAGCCGUUCCCAAGCAGCAUUAACAUACGGUCAUACGUGUUUCAAGGCCCGGUGGAAAUCUCAGGAAUUCACGAGCUAAACAACAGUGGGACAAUCACCAGGCAGACCCAGAUUGCAAUCACCAAAGCAACGGCUAAGGACAAUGGUACAGUGAGUCAGAACGAGCCACAGUCACAGCGGAGCACACAUGGUGGUGGUGGUAUGGAGGGUCACAGUAUGGGGAGUGGUGGCAGCAGCAGUAGCCAAUCAAAGGAGAGGAUGACUGGUGGGAAGCAUGGUGAUGAGAAGAGUCAUUACCAGGGUGAGCAUGGCGAGGGGGGUGGUGGAGGGGAGAAGCAUGGGAAAGUUGGGGAGGUGAAGGAGAUUGUGGGAGAGGUGAAGAAUCAUGGGCUUGUUGGUGGUGUGGGAGCUAUUGCUGAUGAUGAUGUGAGUGGCUGUGAGAGCGGGAGCUGUACAGUGUCGUGUGGUGGUGACUGUGGUGGUGAUGGGGGAGGUGGUAACCGUUACAAUAAUGUCAGCAUCGAUAAUAACGGCAGUGGGUAUAUCAAUGAGAGCACCUACAAUAAUGGUAACAGGUACAGUAAUGUCAGCAUAGAUAACAGCCGCAACGGGUAUGUUAAUGGCAGCAUCGACAAUAGUGGCAACAGGUACAAUAAUGUUAGCGUUUCUGGUGACGACAUCUACAGUAAUGUUACCAUUUCUGGUAACAAUAGCUACAGAAAUGCCAGCAUAUACAGUGGCAACAACAGCAGUGGUUACAACAACACCAGUGGUAGCUACUAUGGGGACAAUGCAGGGGCAACUGUUGCACUAGAGGCUGGAAUGGGGGGGUGA